Molecule: messenger RNA, 2011 nt
Organism: Pectinophora gossypiella (pink bollworm)
Lineage: Eukaryota; Metazoa; Arthropoda; Insecta; Lepidoptera; Gelechiidae
Gene: elB
Product: zinc finger protein Elbow
Exons: 2
Coding region: 203-1450 (415 amino acids)
Biological process (GO): negative regulation of DNA-templated transcription
Cellular component (GO): nucleus
Source: RefSeq, a predicted model, not a curated record
GCGGCGACGAGUGACAAGGUGUCAGGAGGGGGGAGGGAGCUUGUCGCCUUCAGUCUCACGCCGUCCGUCGAGUGUGCUGCACGUGUGCUUAGCCAGCUCGUGCCCCGCGAAGUGACUUGUGAUUAUGUGCUGACAAAGCCUUGUAUCAGUGAAGUGUUCAGUGUUGUUUAAGCUGGAAAAGGAUUUUGGAUUGUGGAGCAAUAUGCUCACGUCAAGCAACCAGUAUUUGCGGCCGGAUUACCUGUCGCCGCUUCCCACCACGCUCGACGCGAAAAAGAGCCCGCUGGCCCUUCUAGCGCAGACAUGCAGCGCGAUCGGUGCUGACUCGCCGAACCCCAAACUCAUCUCCGCCGCAGAGAAAGCCAGCAAGAAAUACGACGAUAAACCCGCUCAUGUAGACAACAAGCCAAGUUUCAAGCCUUACGAAUCGUGCCUCACGAGAGAAAAGACUAGGACGCCCGAAGAUAGAGCCUCUGUCAAUGCAAAAACUCCCUCUUCGAAGGGUAGUGCAUCUACUACCCCAGUGCAAGCUCGGUGUGGCAGCAAUCAGUCAUCUUCAUCGCAGCGAUCACCGCCCCCAGCGCACCGUAAGACGCCUUCGGAAAAAUCCGAUGAGAGGUCUAGUCCGCUGCACGACUCACCGACCCCGGCGAAAUCUAACUCUGAUUCAACCAGCAGUUCUUCUGCCUCUAAGUUACCGUUUACACCGACCAGUUUAUCGUCCAGUUCAGAUACCAAAGAACCCUCCAGUUUCAAACCCAGUGUACCUGUCAGCUCAUCUAGCUUCUUAGGAGGUAUACCUCCAACUGGAUUUCCGCUACAUAUGGACCUUAUGACAAGUAGUUUGAUGGCAGCCCAGCAUCACGCGUUGAAAAAUGGACUAAAUCCAUACCUAGCUUACGCAAGAAUGAAAGCACCGGGAAGUGAUUUGGGAAUUUGCCGGGACCCAUACUGCACGGGUUGUUCCCUUAGUUCACAUUUGCUCAAAUCUGCGGUUUGUCCCGCUGGGUGCGCACAGUGCGACCACGCUAAGACGCCGUUCUCACUACCGACCGGUCACCCGGCUGCUGCUGCAUAUGCUCAUGCGCAGCUAGCUGCUUUAGCCGCGGCUUCACAGCUGCCUUUUGUCUGCAGUUGGAUGGCUGGAGAUUCUGCUUACUGUGGCAAAAGGUUUGGAACUUCUGAGGAGUUACUACAGCAUCUGAGGUCGCACACUGCAACUGGGGAGUCUAGCCCAAGUUUGUCAAUGCUGAGUGCGACACAUCCUCUGCUGCAGCGGACGUACCCCACGCCGCCGCUGUCGCCGCUUACGCCGCGGUUCCACCCGUACAGCAAGCCGUCGCACCUGGUGUCGUCACCGCCGCUGCCGUUCCCGCUCCCGCCACACCCGUCUCUGGCGGCAUACUUCCCCUCGUACCCAUUAUUCGGACCACGGCCUCUGCAUCCUUGAGGACCGUCGGCGCUCCAUGUGAACAAGAAAGGGGGCGCCGAUCGCUAACGCCCAUGCCAAAUGGACAUUUGGAACUGAAGACUGUGUAAAUAUAUGUUAGUGCUCUUCGGGUUUCUAGUCGGCUCAUAUCAUCGACGGACAUGAGGGCGCCCGCGAGGGCUGCGAAGCUGUGAUCUCUAACUUGUAAUGUAUGUUAUAGUGCACCGAAGGGAGACGCCUCCCCGCUUGGACUAUCGUCCGCGAUAGAUUUACUUUUCUAGUUAGAUUAACGAAAUUUUUAUGUACCAAAUCUGUAGAUGUAAUUUAAUUUGAUUGUAAUUUAAGUUGUUGCAAAUAAUAAGUGAGGAUUGUUAAUUGUGUUUGUAUUUUUAAAUAAUUUGAGUAUUCUUUCGUGACAUUGAUGGAUCACAUAUCUGUAUUUUAAAUUAAGAUGAGAUGACUGAAUGUGUGUGUAGUCACAUAAGUGAGCUGCAGGCAUGUUACCGGUUAUGAUUGCAACUUUUUCAUGUUUCAAAUGAUAAUAUCUCUAGCAGAAUCUCAGACACUAUAAUGUUUGUUUAA